AUGGCUGCGUCCAGUAACGCCGAUGGCUCUCCUGAGAGGUCGGUACCGCUCAAGACGCUGAAGACCGAGCUCCCUUCUCCCGACUCAGACGAACUGAGCGACGGGAUCCAAUUCCAUUCUGACUUAUCCGCGCCCAACAGGUUUUGCCCUCUGAAUAUUUCCAUCUCGACACUGGCGGCCCAGGGCGGUCCGGCCUCCGGUUCCAACACCACCUCCAGCAGCUGCAGCGCCGGAUUCACGGUGUGCCGGGGCAUGUCCUGGACCCCCGCCGAGACUAACGCACUGAUCGCGGUGUGGGGGAAUGAGAGACUGGCCGAGGCCCGCUUGCAGCAGCUGGAGGUAGCGGGGACGGUGUUCAGCGGUAAAGCUCCAGGACCGGCCAUGUACGAGCGGGUCUCCAGAGCAUUAGCAGAGCUCGGUUAUGACCGAACACCGUCUCAGUGCCGGGAGAGGAUGAAGACCCUACGGCGAUGCUACAGCCGAGUGAAGGAGCACGGCAUCGGGAAAAGAAAGAGCAGCUACUCUAUAGAGCAGCUGGAGAAAGUGUUCGGUCAGGGUGGCUGGGACUCCCAGACCUGCCAGCCGGUACUGAUAAACAGCAGCGGCCUUUAUCAGGAGAUGGAGUCAGACAGCAGCACGAUGGAGGACUACCCUCAGGAGGACUGGUGCAGUCAGGAUCUGUCUGCUGCCUUCCAGGAGGGGCAGAUAAAAGCUGAGGAGAUCCAACUUCCAAAGAACCAAGUUCUACAGUUAAGCCCAGAAGACUCUGCACAUGCCCAGCGACAAGAAGCUAUGCAGAACGUGAUGCAGAUACUGGAGUCAGUAGACGUCAAAUGGGAGCACUUCCAGACAUGGACAGAUUUCUCACGCCUUCACCUCUCCAACAAGCUGGCCAUCUUCGGAAUCGGUUACAACACAAGAUGGCAAGAGAAAAUCCGUUACCACUACGCCGAGAUCAGCUCACAGGUGCCUCUGGGAAAGCGCCUGCGGGAGUACUUCAACCCAGAGAAGACCGAGGGCAGGGUGAUUUUGACCAAAAUUCAGAAGAUGAAUUGGAAAAAUGUGUACUAUAAAUACCUGGACAUCACGAUAAGUGAAGCUCGGUGUCUGGAGCUUCACAUGCAGGUGGCCUGGAUUCCAGUCGAACAAACUAGUGGUUCAGGUUACAGCAACGGCUCGCUCUACCUCCUUCCGGGUGGCAUUCCGAAAACGUACGGCCUGUACGCCGUCGGAUAUGAGGAGAAAACAGGGACUAGUACCUUAUGCACUGAAAAUAGUGAUUUCUCCAACGACAUGCUGGAAAGAGAGCAUGGUGAAAGUGAAAAGAGUAAAAGGACUUCAGCCAAAGUAACAUACUGCUACCUCGGCAUAGCAGAAGAACAGACCCUUCAGCAGUGCCUGUUCCAGCACUUUCCGUGUUCAGGGAGGCUCUGCGGUCAGCCUGAAUCGUCAGCCAUUAGCAGAUUUUUGCAGGAAAACUGCUCCAAGGAUGGAGGUUUGUCUUCCGGAAUGAACAUUUAUAUUAAAUUUAUUGACGUGGAGCUGGACUUCCUCUCAGCCGGAUCCUUGGUGGAAUGUUUAGAAACGGCAGUCGGGUAUUCAUUAAAGUUUAACCAGAAGGACGCCUUCUAACUUCAUAUUCUAAUGACUUAAAUGGAAGAAUACUUGACAAAUAUUGGUGUUGCAUGACUGCACUGAGGGGAUCUAAACACACCUCAGCUCACCAGCUCAACUUAUUAUUGCAGGAAUAAGUUUAUGAAUCAUUUGGAAUUAUAUUUAAGAUGUGGUCUGAUCUCUAUCCAGGGAAUAAAAGUGGACAAAUACAUUCUGCAAAAACUAAUUACAUACAAACACCUGCUCAUUUAACCUCAUAUGGUGCUUCAGAUCAAUGUUAACAUGCAGUAAGGUGCAUUUGUGGGCAGUGGUAGCUUUGAGGUUAAGGUGUACUGGACUAGUGAUUGGAAUGUUGCUGGUUAAAGUUUCACCACAGACUGUUGGCCGCUGAUCAAGGCCCCUAACAAUGCUUGUAUUGUAUUUGGCCACAGAUAAUAAGUCGCUUUGGAUAAAAGCGUCAGCUAGAUGCAGUAAAUGCAAAUUAAGGAAUUAGUCAUGGUUACAUUUUUGGUUGAACAUUACUCAAGGAUAACUCACAGUACUUAUGACUAUUAUGGUUUCCCAUCUAUUCCUUAUUUUAUCCAUCCGCUUAUCAUUUACAAUUGAAGGCAUACGUUUAC
Trichomycterus rosablanca is the source of this 2234-nucleotide messenger RNA. It is a transcript of the gene msantd2, whose product is annotated as myb/SANT-like DNA-binding domain-containing protein 2. The record is from RefSeq and is a predicted model, not a curated record. NCBI's taxonomy places the organism in Eukaryota, Metazoa, Chordata, Actinopteri, Siluriformes, Trichomycteridae. The coding region runs from base 1 to 1632 and encodes 543 amino acids. The transcript is spliced from 4 exons.